This is a messenger RNA of Coregonus sp. 'balchen', 27864 nucleotides long. NCBI's taxonomy places the organism in Eukaryota, Metazoa, Chordata, Actinopteri, Salmoniformes, Salmonidae. The record is from the annotation of a GenBank genome assembly.
AUGCUUAAAGUGAAGGAGUAUUGUAAGAGGCAUAGAAGAGUGAAGUUUAUCGGGAAGGCGACCAACAAACGGUGUGUUUUUAUUUUGAAUCAGUGAAUGGGGUUGACAGGGAGGUAUUGUUUGCUUUAAAUCCGAUCACCAGCCCUCUCAAGCACCCCAGGGACAUUUUAUUCUCUUUUUAAAAUAGUUUAAAGAGGGAAUGACCAAACACUUUCUCAACAACACAUUUCUUACCACCGUUGUCAGUCUGUUGUUGUAACCCUUUGUGAGGUUGUCUUCCAUCCAACCAGUGAAGGUGUCAGUGGGGCACAGCAGCACAAAGGGGGGGUCUCCCACCACCACUUGUUCUGUUGUAUCUUUCUCCUCAAACCACAGCACAGAUCAGUUCUUCAAAAGCCAUUAUUCACCCUAACAAUUUGGUAAAAUACCCAUGGGGUGUGUCUGACAUUUAGCUAGCUUGUUACACAGACUGUGUGAAUGUGUGUGAUAAUAAUAAUAAUUUGGGGGUUGCUUAUAUUUUGUCUAUUACACACAAAUGGAAAUGUUUCUUGCAUAUCCCAACUCCCACUGAGACACCAGCGAGGCAAUUACGGUUAAGUACUUUGCUCAAGGGCACGGCGACAGAUUUUUCACCUUGUCGGCUCGAGGAUUCAAACCAGUGACCUUUCGGUGACUGUUUCAACACUCUAACCUCGAAGCUACGUGUGCGUGUGUGUCUGUGUGUGCAGCCUUUGUGAGAGUGCAUGGCUGCUUGCAUAUGCGUGUUUCUCUGUGUGCUACUUGAUAAAGCUGGUAUUUGGUCUCAUUUGUUAGCUAUGACUGGCUGUUGUGGCAACCCAUUCUUUCACCAGACACUGUCAGAAAUGUUUUGUCUUUCUUUAGACAAGGGAAAGUGGUCGGAUAUUAGUGUGUGUGUUUGGGUGUGUGUAGGCCUGGCUCGCAGUUGGCGUUCCAAUUCAUCCCAAAGGUGUUCGAUGGGGUUGAGGUCAGGGCUCUGUGCAGGACAGUCAAGUUCUUCCACACCGAUCUCGACAAACCAUUUCUCUAUGGACCUCGCUUUGUGCACGGGGGCAUUGUCAUGCUGAAACAGGAAAGGGCCUUCCCCAAACUGUUGACACAAAGUUGAAAGCACAGAAUCGUCUAGAAUGUAAUUGUAUGCUGUAGGGUUACAAUUUACCUUCACUGGAACUAAGGGGCCUAGCCCGAACCAUGAAAAACAGUCCCAGACCAUUAUUCCUCCUCCACCAAACUUUACAGUUGGCACUAUGCAUUGGGGCACGUAGCGUUCUCCUGGCAUCCGCCAAACCCAGACACUGACUGGCUGAUCUUGAAGUGUGAUUCAUCACUCCAAAGAAUACGUUUCCACUGCUCCGGAGUCCAAUGGUGGUGAGCAUACACCACUCCAGCCGACACUUGGCAUUGUGCAUGGUGAUCUUAGGCUUGUGUGCGGCUGCUCGGCCAUGGAAACCCAUUUCAUGAAGCUCCCGACGAAGAGUUAUUGUGCUAACCUUGCUUCCAGAGGCAGUUUGGAACUCGGUAGUGAAUGUUGCAACCGAGGACAGAAUAUGUUUUACGCGCUACGUGCUUCAUCACUCGAAGGAUGAGCCAUUGUUGUUCCUAGAUGUUUCCACUUCACAAUAACAGCACUUACAGUUGACCGGGGAAGCUCUAGCAGGGCAGAAAUUUGAUGAACUGCCAUGUUGGAAUGGUGGCAUCCUAUGGCGGUGCCACGUUGAAAGUCACUGAGGUUUUCAGUAAGGCCAUUCUACUGCCAAUGUUUGUCUAUGGAGAUUGCAUGGAUGUGAGCCCGAUUUUAUACACCUGUCAGCAAUGGGUGUGGCUGAAAUAGCCGGAUCCACUAAUUUGAAGGGGUGUCCACAUACUUGUGUAUAUACAGUACUAGUCAAAACUUUGGACACACCUAUUCAUUCCAGGGUUUUUCUUUAUUUUGACUAUUUUCUACAUUGUAGAAUAAUAGUGAAGACAUCAAAACUAUGAAAUAACACAUAUGGAUUCAUGUUGUAACCAAAAAAGUGUUAAACAAAUCAAAAUAUAUUUUAUAUUUUAUAUUCUUCAAAUAGCCACCCUUUGCCUUGAUGACAGCUUUCCACACUCUUGGCAUUCUCUCAACCAGCUUCACCUUGAAUGCUUUUCCAACGGUCUUGAAGGAGUUCCCACAUAUGCUGAGCACUUGUUGGCUGCUGUUCCUUCACUCUGCGGUCCGACUCAUCCAAAACCAUCUCAAUUGGGUUGAGGUCAGGGGAUUGUGGAGGCCAGGACAUCUGAUGCAGCACUCCAUCACUCUCCUUCUUGAUAAAAUAGCCCUUACACAGCCUGGAGGUGUGUUUGGUCAUUGUCCUGUAGAAAAAGAAAAUGAUAGUCCCACUAAGCCCAAACCAGAUGGGAUGGCGUAUCGCUGCAGAAUGCUGUGGUAGCCAUGCUGGUUAAGUGUGGGAAAUACACAUGCAGAGAUCAUCCGUUCACCCACACCGCGUCUCAAAAAGAUACGGCAGUUGGAACCUAAAAUCUCCAAUUUGGACUCCAGACCAGAGGACACAUUUCAAGCAGGUCGCUUUUUCUUAUUGGUGUCCUUUAGUAGUGGUUUCUUUGCAGCAAUUCGACCAUGAAGGCCUGAUUCACACAGUCCCCUCUGAACAGUUGAUGUUGAGAUGUGUCUGUUACUUUUAUCUGGGCUGCAAUUUCUGAGGCUGGUAACUCUAAUGAACUUAUCAUCUGCAGCAGAGGUAACUCUGGGUCUUCCAUUCCUCUGGCGGUCCUCAUGAGAGCCAGUUUCAUCAUAGCGCUUGAUGGUUUUUGUGACUGCACUUGAAGAAACUUUAAAAGUUCUUGAGAUUUUCCGGAUUGACUGACCUUCAUGUCUUAAAGUAAUGAUGGGCUGUCGUUUCUCUUUGCUUAUUUGAGCUGUUCUUGCCAUAAUAUGGACUUGGUCUUUUACCAAAUAGGGCUAUCUUCUGUAUACCCCCCCUACCUUGUCACAACACAACUGAUUGGCUCAAACGCAUUAAGAAGGAAAGAAAUUCCACAUAUUAACUUUUAAGAAGGCACAGCUGUUAAUGGAAAUGCAUUCCAGGUGACUACCUCAUGAAGCUGGUUGAGAGAAUGCCAAGUGUGUGCAAAGCUGUCAUCAAGGCAAAGGGUGGCUAUUUGAAGAAUCUCAAAUAUAAAAUAUAUUUUGAUUUGUUUAACACUUUUUUGGAUGCUACAUGAUUCCAUAUGUGUUAUUUCAUAUUUUUGAUUUCUUCACUAUUAUUCUACAAUGUAAAAAAUAGUAAAAAUAUAGAAAAACCCUUGAAUGAGUAGGUGUGUCCAAACUUUUGACUGGUACUGUAUAGUGUUUUUCAACUGGAUAGGUAAGCUAUUUCCACAGACACAGGGUUUUAUUUAAAGUCCAUAAGGAAAGGUAGAUGUGGUAUAGAUAUCCUGCCUGCCAGCUCUAUUCAUUCUGCCUCUAAGUUCAUGUGAGACUUCUGGGACAAUCUUUCUGGUCAGUGUAGACCUGAAUAAUCCAGGAUUCAUCCAAUAUCAGAACAAGCCAUCACACUCUAAUUUUAGACAUUAAUUUGAUUCGCCCUUUCAGUUGAGUAAUCUGUUGGGAGAGAAGUGGAAGGCAAUUGUGGUGGGUGUGUCUGUACGCCUGUCUGGUGUUGAAUGAGUCAGAGGGAGAGAUUUGAUCGCCCCCCCCCCAUCUCACUGUGCACCCCUUCACACACUCUUAUCCUGAUAUCAGCUGAAUUCGUGGUGUUAUUAAUAGCUGUCGGCCUCCCUCUCUCUCUCCUCUCCCUCUGCCCUAGUUGUUCUGUGCUUGUUGAAGCCGGUGACUAUCUUUGGAAAAUCUUGAAUGCUUAAAAAAAACGAAGUUAUAGUUUGUUUGUUGUGCGUGUGUUUCUUGAUCCGUGUUUGUGUGUUUGUGUGAGUGUGUAUAUUUCUGUUGACCUCCACAUCCUUCUAUGUGUUUUGACCUCUCCAGACCUGAAUGUGUUACCAUGGUGACCACUCACACACACAUCACCCUGUCACUCCUGCUGUUCCACAUUCUCCCGGCCACAACGGCUCAGGUUGAUGACCUCAUCGAUGACCUCAUUGUCGUCACGAACCGCGGCAGAGUCCAGGGCACUCAGCUUCCCGUGCCAGGUGGUGGAUAUGUCAGGGCAUUCCUGGGAAUUCCCUAUGGGAGCCCCCCCGUUGGGGAACUGCGUUUUCGCCCUCCUCAGCCUGCAGAGGGGUGGACAGGGGUACGACAUGCCACCCGCUACCCCAACUCCUGCUUCCAACCCCGGGAUAUAACCUUUCCUGGUAGGGAUAUGAUAUCAGAAUGAUGACAUAGGCCUGUAUAGUAAACUGGCGUAGCUUAUUACACCUACAUGAAUGUAUUGUAUAUGUUUGUGUGCCUUUAAACCUGUUGAUGUUAGUGACGGUCUACAGUCAUUGAGUACGGUUACAUGCACGCAAUAAUGCGAUUAUUGUGGAUAAUCAGAUUUAUAUAUUAGUUAGAUUAAAACAUUUACAUGGUUUUCAAGAAGAAUGAUCUCCCUAAUAAUCCUGUUUACAUGGACAUGUCAGAAAUCAGGCUACCUGAUGGCAUUCUGAUAAAGGCAGAGAAUCGCCAGUCAAAAUAAACGUUCUACCACAGCGACCAUGUUAAUCUUGGGAAGCAUGUUUGAUAGCAAGCUUCUAAAGGCAUAAUAUCCUGUAGUCCACCAAUUCUUCCUUGUAAGUGUCAUCCAUUGUGAGACUGAGUUUAAAACCUCCAACCCCUCAUCCAUCAUAUACAGUUUUAACUUGCAAGUUUCUGCUAAUGAUUAUAUACAAUUUUAAAUCAAUCAUUUAAAGAAAGGAUUCUUCUUCAAGAGCUGAAGGGUGAGGGGUUGGAGCCCAACUGGGCACUGGGUAAAGAUCAGGCCAGACAUCACUGUCUCAGCUAAUCCUUCACAACUUGCAUUCUGGCCCUGGGUCAUGGCAACAUUUAACAUUACAUUUGGUUCUUAAAUGUGUUACCUGUUUUAAACACAUAUUGCAGUAAAAUGUCAGCAUGAGAACAAAGCAACAGAAUCAGUACAAUGACUAAAGCAACGGCUACACAGUCAGGCUGCAAUUGUUGACUCCCUCUUGGUCCAGUGUACAAUUGCAGAUUGUCUCUCCCACAUGAUUACUACCUUUACCUUUAAUACACCAGGGGUCCAACAGAGAACCCACAAUAGGGAUAGCGGGGUUACUACUAUUGUCAGGACGUGCAUCACAGACUUUGGGGGCUUUAUACAUCUGGUAAAAGGUCACGUCAUCUGGUCUCUUUGGGCGAUAGGUGAUAAAGGGCAGGGAUGACAUCACACUUAGGGUGUAAUUCACUCCCAGGGGGACCCCCAUAUACAGUGAGGGAAAAAAGUAUUUGAUCCCCUGCUGAUUUUGUAUGUUUGCCCACUGACAAAGACAUGAUCAGUCUAUAAUUUUAAUGGUAGGUUUAUUUGAACAGUGAGAGACAGAAUAACAACAAAAAAAUCCAGAAAAACGCAUGUAAAGAAUUUAAUGAAUUAAUUUGCAUUUUAAUGAGGGAAAUAAGUAUUUGACCCGUCUGCAAAACAUGACUUAGUAUUUGGGGGCAAAACCCUUGUUGGCAAUCACAGAGGUCAGACGUUUCUUGUAGUUGGCCACCAGGUUUGCACACAUCUCAGGAGGGAUUUUGUCCCACUCCUCUUUGCAGAUCUUCUCCAAGUCAUUAAGGUUUCGAGGCUGACGUUUGGCAACUCAAACCUUCAGCUCCCUCCACAUAUUUUCUAUGGGAUUAAGGUCUGGAGACUGGCUAGGCCACUCCAGGACCUUAAUGUGCUUCUUCUUGAGCCACUCCUUUGUUGCCUUGGCCGUGUGUUUUGGGUAAUUGUCAUGCUGGAAUACCCAUCCACGACCCAUUUUCAAUGCCCUGGCUGAGGGAAGGAGGUUCUCACCCAAGAUUUGAUGGUACAUGGCCCCGUCCAUCGUCCCUUUGAUGUGGUGAAGUUGUCCUGUCCCCUUAGCAGAAAAACACCCCCAAAGCAUAAUGUUUCCACCACCAUGUUUGACGGUGGGGAUGGUGUUCUUGGGGUCAUAGGCAGCAUUCCUCAUCCUCCAAACACAGCGAGUUGAGUUGAUGCCAAAGAGCUUGAUUUUGGUCUCAUCUGACCACAACACUUUCACUCAGUUCUCCUCUGAAUCAUUCAGAUGUUCAUUGGCCAACUUCAGACGGGCAUGUAUAUGUGCUUUCUUGAGCAGGGGGACCUUCAUGGCGUAGUGUGUUACCAAUUGUUUUCUUGGUGACUAUGGUCCCAGCUGCCUUGAGAUCAUUGACAAGAUCCUCCCGUGUAGUUCUGGGCUGAUUCCUCACCGUUCUCAUGAUCAUUGCAACUCCACGAAGUGAGAUCUUGCAUGGAGCCGCAGGCCGAGUGAGAUUGACAGUUAUUUUGUGUUUCUUCCAUUUGCGAAUAAUCGCACCAACUGUUGUCACCUUCUCACCAAGCUGCUUGGCGAUGGUCUUGUAGCCCAUUCCAGCCUUGUGUAGGUCUACAAUCUUGUCCCUGACAUCCUUGGAGAGCUCUUUGGUCUUGGCCAUGGUGGAGAGUUUGGAAUCUGAUUGAUUGAGUGCUUCUGUGGACAGGUGUCUUUUAUACAGGUAACAAACUGAGAUUAGGAGCACUCCCUUUAAGAGUGGAAAUUCUAACCAAAAAGAGAAGAGAGACUGUAGAUUCUUCAAACAACAACUUUAUUGUAAGAUUGGAAAAAAUGGAGCGGUUAACAAUCACUCAAUGGUGCAGAGUUAAGAGCCCAACGAACAGAGUUGGCUCUCAGCUUUUCUAGAAAGGACAACCUCUUUGUUUUACGUGGCAGUUAGCAGAUAUGUGGAAACAGGGGCGGAACAUAGUGUAAAAGGUAAGGGUUGGGGUGAGGUGUGACCCAGGUGCUGUGCAAGAUAUACAGUAGGCAGUAGGCAGAGAUGGUGAAACAAGGAUCUUUACUGGUGGUCCCGAAGCCAAAAUAAAAAAUAACGGACUUAUCACGAUAAAAGAAAGGCGGAGCAAAUAAGUCUCCAAAAACAGGCUGACAGCCAAAAUACGAAAUACUAACUAUGACUGAAACAAAUAACGAAACAGGGAUAACACUUCUCAAGUACCUGUACAUAGAUCUCCGAUCAGACACCGUGUAGUACUUCUGGACAUAGAGAAACUAGCAGAGAAAACUGAGCAAGGGAACACAGGGAAGUGAGGGCAUAAAUACACAGGUUAACCAAUAGACACAGGUGACACCAUUAGAAUGAUGAUUAGUCCCGACUGUGAGUGAGGAGGUGCCUAAGGUUGUCGGAGGAUGACACCUAGUGGGUCACUCCAGAACUGCAACCCCUUUCUGUAACUGCGACCCCCUCUUGUAACAGUAACCCCCCCACCCAAGCUUGGUGAAGACCCAGGCUCCCUGCAACGACUCGAAUGCCGUCGUCAUCAAGGGGAGUGGGUAGCGGUUCUUAACCGCGAUGUCGUUGAGCGCCCGGUAAUCAAUGAGAGGCCGCUGCCCACCGUCCUUUUUCCCCACGAAGAAGAAGCCUGCGCCUGCUGGUGAGGUAGAGGGAUAGAUUUGACCCUCGACAAGUACCUCGUCGAUAUACUCCCUCAUGGCCAGCGUCUCCGGCCGGGACAAGGCAAACAAUCGCCCUCGUGUGGGCAUGGCGCCCGGCAGGAGAUCGAUAGCGCAGUCGUAAGGCGUGUGAGGAUGUAGGCACUUGGCACGCCUCUUACUAAAAUACUCCUGGGGAACGCCUGCCAGGUCUGUAGCCGCUGUCUGUAUCCACCGUCCUCCCGGUGGCAGAUGCCGCAAGGGUGGUAGGCGAUUCGGAGUGCGGGCCCUGGGGAAGACGUGAGGACUGGUAGGUUGACUGGGACGGUCGUUUGGGCUGAUGAGUGGUCUGUGGAGACUGGAACAGGAUUGGGGCGGAGCCUGCCUCCAGGAUGAGCCGCCCCGUGGAUCAGUCUAUCAGGGGUUAGUGGGCGACCAGGACUCCGGAGAGUCCUCAAUGAAAAACUGGAUAUCCUCCUACAGCCCCCCCACCACCCGGAUAGUGCGCUGGGUGAUGAAGCCCGACCUCAACGGCCGGCCGUCCAGGCCCAUGACCGGAACCGGCUCGGAGAGGGAGAGUAACGGAACGCUCCACCCUUGGGCCAGCCCCGCGUCCAUCAGGUUUCCCGCGGCCCCAGAAUCCACCAGUGCAUACGCCCGACGCGCAGCUCAGGCCCACUGAACCCUGAUAGGGAGAAAAGUCUGGGAGUCUCUGGAGUUGGGGUUUCGGUUCCGGCUCUCUAGCUCCCCUCCCGAUACUAGCGAGCCCUCCCAUUUCCCGGCUUCUUCUGGCAUGAGUCGCAGUGCUAACCUGCUUGGACGCAGUACAGGCAACGUCCCUGGCGCAGACGCCUCUGCCUCUCCAUCCUGGACAAGCGCGCCGCCCCCAGCUGCAUAGCCUCCUCCUGAGGCGUCUUCUCCCUGAAUCGGCGGAAAGCCUCUGGGUUGAUAGGUGGACGUGGAGGCGUGCCUUGCGUCAUCCCUCUCUCAUGCGCCCUCUCAUGACGGCGAUUGUCUACCCGCACCGAGAGUUCAAUGAGGCUGUCCAGUCAUUCAUGCAAGGAGAGUUCGUCCUUCAUCCCCUCCGAUAGCCCCUGGGCGUAAAGGACGACCAGGGCGGCCUCCUCCCAUCCUGCCUCUCGAGCCCGGCCACUUAUAUAGCUAGGCCACGUAUAUAGUUAUAAACAUACUAAAACGUGCUCAAGUCAAUUAGUCAGUUUCCAACAGUCCCUCAUCUAGAACAAUGAUCACUCGCAUGUUUCACACAACCUAGAAAUCAUAUUGACUUUCACAGGGAAGAAAGAGAACACGUUAUAACAGUUUCAAACCAACCUUGAUGAUAAUGAGAUUGGGGUGAGGACCACAAAGCCCCUACUAUCAACAUCCCAAUUAUGGAUAGCCCAAGCCAGUGGGUUUUCUGGUAACCUCCCUCUCGGAAGACACAAAAAGAUAAGGUUUCCCUGGGAGGAACCCUCCCUAGACUGGAUUCUUACAAAUAUUUAAUUAGUUUCAGAAACCACCUGCAGGAUGAGCAGUGCACCCUCCCCUCACUUUGUACUCUCCUCACAGUUUUAGGGGCAGCUUUCUGUCUCUCCGUCUCGCCUUUCCGAAUCAUAAUUAGACCUAUUGAUAAAUUAUACAACCCAAAUUUAGAAUGACAGUCCUUAGUGCUUCACGUUGGUUCUCUCACUCAAAUUUUAAGACCCUCAACUUAGCACAUACUGGUGCUGGCAGAAUGUACAUUUACAUUGACAUACAGUAUAUUCAUCUUAUUUUUCUAGCAUUAACUUUUCUCAUGACGACCCCCAUUUGUGGUAAUGACAGAUUGAUAUCUCAAGGCAUUCUUAGUCUAAAUUACUAUACAUUUCCCAGUGUGCAGACCUCCACAAUCAACCUGAUACCCCAAAUAAACAAUUUUGGACAAGCCAUCAUCAAUUACGGGCACGGUUGACCACCCCCCUCCUUCAGGGCACUCAUUCUUCUGGCGUCUUCAUUUUCUAAUUCAGAUAGCUUUACAGUUUGUCUUCCCAAUGGCACACAUGUUCAAAGUGGAUGGCCCUUGAUAAUAUCCCAUUUUACCAAGCAUACGAAUCUCUCACCUGAGCCGCCACUGUCCUUUACUCUCCGUUAUGUCUUGUCCAUCCUCCUACCAGUAUACCAGCAUCAUAAGAGAAGUUUGGACGAGAUCUCUCUCCAUGCUCACUCCACGUGGACUCGUGUCGCACUCCUGAGAGAAAAGGCAUGAGGAAAAAGGCAGUUGAUAGCUUCGACUGGAUGCUGUGGACAGGUUGCUGGCUCGGACUCAGGUCUCACGAUAGAAGUGGUGAAGGACAGGGCCAUAGUGAACACCAUUUUCGCCAUUACUUCAGCAGGUUAGAGGGAGUGAGGUUCACACCGUUCCUGGCCGAAUUAUCCCUUCCAUGCAUGUAGAUACCAUCUGUGGUCACCUUCGCCAUAACCUGGAGAGAGAGGACAGACCAGAACAACAGUUUAGUUUAGGGCAUUUCUGAUUCAAGAAGUUAUUUACUGUAUGACAAAUGACAAAUGAUUCACGUACCAAUAUUCUUAAUACAGAUUUCUAAGACAAAUGUCAAAGAGAACAACAACACACAAUUAAACAAUUUUUGCAAAUUUGCUUAUACUCCCUUAUCACAUUGGCGACCUCACCACAACAUUACAGGUUCAGGGAGUUAGAGGGCUAAUCCUUAGGGACAAAUCCCAACCAUCCAGCAGACCCACUCUGAUGAGAUUUGUUCUUGAAGCAAGACAAAAACAAAGAAAACAUCAACAGCAAUACAAAUAUAUCACUAGAGGUUGGGAAAACUUCAAUCCAUUUGGAGUAACUGUCAACAUAUUUUUUCCUUUUACAGGCAGGCAUGUGUGGAAAAUCUAUUUGCAUAUUUACCCAAAGGGCCCCAGGGGACUGGUAAUUCCCCCUUUGGACACAUGACUCACAUCGUGAUUCAUGCAUCCCCCCAAUAAACAACACAGCCUGUUAAGUCAAAAUAGCAAAUAAAAUUAGAAUUACAAGCCUUGAUAACUCCAUCUUAACUUAAUUGUAUCCCAUAAGGUAAUUCAAGGAAUAGUAAAAUAGACUAGAGACAGGUGUCCCUCAUUCAGGGGCAGCGCUCUCUCUCUGUCCUUCUCGUGGUCCGAAUCACAUAUAGGACUAUUGCUAAAUUAUAAACUUCUUCCCAAUCAUUAGUGUUUACAUAUUACAUUUAAAUCUCACCCAAUGUCUCUAGGCUCUCUAGUGAGGGUGAUCAGGCCUCACCAGAAAGUCAGAACAGCGGUCAGAGGUCAUUCAACCCCAUUAAGUGGGUGUUUCUUUCCCUUUUCUUCCUCUGUAUCUCCAACAUGAUUUAAACAAUGUUUAUUCAAACAUUUCAAACAUUUUGUGUAUCAGGUUUACAUUGGGUUUUUCAGUACAUUUCUUAUCAGGAGAAUUUACAUGUGUGCAACCAAAACUCUGACAAUAGAAACGUUAGAACAUUUAAUUUCUGUGCCCUUUAAGGUGUAUCAUUUCUAACCUGUGAAAAACCCACUAAAACUAAAAUAAAAAGACCCCACACAAUAAAUCACACACGGUAUUAACACCACUAACAAAUAUUCAUAACAGGUGGGUUGUGUAUGUUUGUGCCGGCAUUUGUUGUAUAACGUAGGGUGAAAACAAACAAAUGGCCAGGCCUUACUUAAUUGGGAGCUCCCUUUACGGCCGGAUCUGCAUACCUUUAUACUUAAUAGAACUGCAGAAUUUCAUUAACUGCUCUCCCAAGACAACACCGUCGGGAAACAUUUAAAAGGGAGAGAUAGGGACACCCCAUCCUCUCCUGGAAUAGAAAAUAAACAUUUAGUUAGUUUUCACUUUGCUAAAUCUUAAUCAGUCCAAACAAUUCAACAUUUUAAUUCUUACUUUCCAAUUAACUUUCCAAUUCAUUUCUUUCCCGCUUCCUUUGUUACUUUCACUAGUCUACAUACCUGUUUCCUUCAACUCAGAAAGCACUCUCAAUCACCAUCACCCAGUACAUUUCUCUUCCACUCUAACACUUGUUUCAUUCUACAAUCUCUACUAAACUCUACCUCUGUCUUUCCAGCUAACGUUACUUUACCAGGUGAACAAAACGUUUUAAAUUACAGACAAAACAAAACAUGAUAACUUCUGUUCACAGGGAGGCCACUGUCCUCCCUCCACUCUUUAAUCAUUUGUGUUUUAAUCCACUCCAACAUUUACUGUAUAUACUAUAACCAAUCUCCGUUGGAUGUUCACUAUUUGCUUCACACUCAUUUCAUUGGUUAUUAAUCUUAUACUUUACAGUCUAAGAAUUAACAAUCCACACUCUCCUCAUUCACACGGGAGGCUAUUCCUCCUGUCAAAAAGUUUAGUCAUUCACACUUAUUCUCUCAUACAUGCAUGUUCAACACACCACUGUGCAGUAUUCAACACUCACUUCUCUAUUUUCGCUACUCGUAGCUCUCAGGCUACAUAGCCAUUUAUCUUAUGUCUAUCUUCACUACUCGUAGCUCUCAGGCUACAUAUACAUCUUACGCCUACAAACAGUACUUCCAACGGGGCUCUCACUAGCUCGCCAAAUCCCCUCUCUGGGAUUUAGGAUCCUUGUCAUUAUUUUCACUACAAAUUCAUUUAAAUUGACUUACUGAAAUUCAGUGGGUUAUAAAUUGACUAACUGAAAUUCAGUGGGUUGUCCUGUUCAGAUUCGUGAAUGUGGUGUGUUCUCCCAGGCAGUCAUCAGUGGAGGUCUGGUCAGGGCGGGUCCACUCGUCUUUGGUUGGACAGGAAUUUCCCUCACUCUCCCACGGAGAAUGCCACCGGUGUCUCCUUCGCAGAACUUCACUGUUGCUCUGCCCAGACAGAAUCACACAUGACUGUUCGUGACGCCAUUAAACUCGGUCCACACGCAUCGCACUAUGCGGUAGAGCAUGAUACUUCUAGGAAUGCACAAUUUCUCUUUCACUUAGCGCAAAGUGAUUUCGACAAUUAAAAAUGUAAAUUACAAUGUAAACGUACUCAAUGUUGUUUUGUAGUCAAGUCGUUAACUACAAGUAUUUGACUCUGACUUCCUUACUCCGAGGGUUCCGUGGAGCUGAGAUGUGGAACCCCAACACCAAGAUGAGUGAAGACUGUCUCUACCUCAACAUAUGGACUCCUCCCCCUUCGUCUAAGACACACCCUAAACGUUCCAAGAGCUCCUCCCCUGAUUCCUCAUUAGCUCCUGUCAUGGUGUGGAUAUACGGGGGCGGGUUCACUACAGGCACCGCCUCCCUAGACCUGUAUGACGGACAAUUCCUUAGCCAAUCAGAAGGCGUGGUGGUAGUGUCCAUGAACUACAGGUUGUCCUGGAACAAUAGAGUGAAACUAAUAUACUUAUUUGAGCUUCAUGUAUUCAUGUUUUAAAAAUACGCCGAUAAUAAUGUUUGUUUUGAUUGGACACAGGCUCGGCCCGUUGGGUUUCCUGUCUCUUCCUGAGAGCAAGUUUGUCCGUGGCAACGCUGGAAUGCUGGACCAGCGCUUGGCUCUGCACUGGGUAGCCAAUAACAUCGCUGCCUUCGGCGGCGACCCUUCAAAGGUUACUCUCCUUUUUUCUAUUACUGUUUAAAAAUAUAUAUAUAUUCUUUAUUUUACAAUGUUUAGUUAUUCUCCGUUUUUAUGUUGUUGUUGUCAGGUGACGUUGUUUGGGGAGAGCGCUGGCGCUGCGUCUGUGGGUCUCCAUCUCCUCUCCCCUGGCAGCCAUGGUCUGUUCAACAGGGCAAUACUACAGAGUGGUUCCCCUAACACUCCAUGGGCUGUCAUGACUCAACAGCAGGCCUGGAACAGGUCACUGUCCCUGGGUAGGCUGCUGGGUUGUCCCCUGGCACCUCUGGCUGUCCUGGAGCAGUGUCUACUAAGAGCCCAUCCAGAGGAUAUAAUCAACCAGCAGUACAACGUCCUCUCUCUCCCCACGCUCAUUGCAUUACCAUUUACCCCCUCUGUCGACCAAAACUUCCUACCAGACAUGCCCGAGGUGUGUGUGAAUUUAUGGUUGCUUGUUUGGGCCCAAAGGCACUGAACAAACAAGCAGCUGACUCCCGUGGAUAUUUCCAGUGUCAUAAUGUCUAAUAUUCUCUAUCUGGUCCUAUAGGUUCUGCUCCGGACGGGACACUUCCUGAAGAAAGAGGUGCUGAUUGGUUUGAACCAAGAUGAGGGGACCUACUUCCUGGUUUACGGGGCGCCAGGAUAUGACAUCACUAGCCAGAGCCUGAUCAGCAGGGAGAACUUCCUGAAAGGGGUGGACCUAGUGUUGCCGGGAUUCAGUAAUGUCACGAGGGAGACAGCCAUCUUCCAGUACACUGAUUGGACAGAUGAGAAUAGUGCGUUGAAGAAUCGUGAUUUGCUCGGACGAAUGGUGGGAGACCGUUAUUUUAACUGCCCUGUGCUGGAGUUUGCCCAGAGGUAAGGACAACAUAUUGUAGAGUUACACAAAGCUCUAAUGCAGGGGUCUCCAUCCCUGUUCCUGGAGAGCUACCCUUCUGUAUGUUUUUAAUCCAACCCCAGUGUAACUAACCUGCUUCAUUUUAUCAACCAGUUAAUUAUUAGAAUCAAGUGCAUUAGAUCAGGGUUGGUGUGAAAACCUACAGGACCAGUAGUUAUCCUGUACAGCAAUGCAUUAUUCACAGCGCCUUGCAAAAGUAUUCAUUCCCCUUGUCGAUUUUCCUAUUUUGUUGCAUUACAACCUGCAAUUUUAUUUGGAUUUCAUUUAAUGGACAUACACAAAAUCGUCCAAAUUGGUGAAGUGUAAUGAAAAAAAAUUACUUGUUUCAAAAAAAUUCUAAAAAAUAAAUAACGGAAAAGUGGGUCAUGCAUAUGGAUUCACCCCCCUUUGCUAUGAAGCCCCUAAAUAAGAUCUGGUGCAACCAAUUACCUUCAGAAGUCACAUAAUUAGUUAAAUAAAGUCCACCUGUGUGCAAUCUAAGUGUCACAUGAUCUGACACAUGAUCUCAGUGUAUAUACACCUGUUCUGAAAGGCCCCAGAGUCUACAACCCCACCAAGCAAGGGGCACCACCAAGCAAGCGGCACCAUGAAGACCAAGGAGCUCUCCAAACAGGUCAGGGACAAAGUUGUAGAGAAGUACAGAUCAGGGUUGGGUUAUAAAAAAAUAUCUGAAACAUUGAACAUCCCACGGAGCACCAUUAAAUCAUUUUUUUUUUAUGGAAAUAAUAUGGCACCACAACAAACCUGCCAAGAGAGGGCCGCCUACCAUAACUCACAGACCAGGCAAGGAGGGCAUUAAUCAGAGAGGCAACAAAGAGACCAAAGAUAACUCUGAAGGAGCUGCAAAGCUCCGCAGCGGAGAUUGGAAUGUCUGUCCAUACGACCACUUUAAGCCUAACACUCUACAGAGCUGGGCUUUACGGAAGAUUGGCCAGAAAAAAGCCAUUGCUUAAAGAAAAAAAUAAGCAAACACAUUUGGUGUUCGCCAAAAGGCAUGUGGGAGACUCCCCAAACAUAUGGAAGAAGGUACUCUGGUCAGAUGAGACUAACAUUGAGGUUUUUGGCCAUCAAGGAAAAUGUCUGGCGCAAACCCAACACCUCUCAUCACCGCGAGAACACCAUCCCCACAGUGAAGCAUGGUGGUGGCAGCAUCAUGCUGUGGGGAUGUUUUUCAUUGGCAGGGACUGGGAAACUGGUCAGAAUUGAUGGAAUGAUGGAAGGCGCUAAAUACAGGGAAAGUAUUGAGGGAAACCUGUUUCAGUCUUCCAUAGAUUGGGACAGAGGUUCACCUUCCAGCAGGACAAUGACCAUAAGCAUACUGCUGAAGCAACAUUCAAGUGGUUUAAGGGGAAACAUUUAAAUGUCUUGGAAUGGCCUAGUCAAAGCCCAGACCUCAAUCCAAUUGAGAAUCUGUUGUAUGAAUGAAAGAUUGCUGUACACCAGCGGAACCCAUCAAACUUGAAGGAGCUAGAACAGUUUUGUCUUGAAGAAUGGGCAAAAAUCCCAGUGGAUAGGUGUGCCAAGCUUAUAGAGACAUACCCCAAGAGACUUGCAGCUGUAAUUGCUGCAAAAGGUGGCUCUACAAAGUAUUGACUUUGGGGGGGUGAAUAGUUAUGCACGCUCAAGUUCAGUUUUUUUGUAUUUUUUCUUGUUUGUUUCACAAUAAAAAAUAGUCUUCAAAGUUGUAGGCAUGUUGUGUAAAUCAAAUGAUACAAACCCCCCCAAAAUCAAUUUUAAUUCCAGGUUGUAAGGCAACAAAAUAGGAAAAAUGCCAAGGGGGGUGAAUACUUUCGCAAGCCACUGUACAUGGAAUGUUGAGUUGUGUAGUUAGUAUCUGGCCCCUUUAUGCUCAGUUUUUAAUGAACUCUCCUAUCAUUACCAUACCUGCCCCCAGGUACACAGAACACUGGGGUAAGGCCCGCCUCUUCCUGUUUGACCACCGCUCCUCCACCAAUUCCUGGCCGGCAUGGAUGGGUGUGAUGCACGGCUAUGAAAUUGAGUUCGUCUUUGGAAUGCCGCUGAACAGCACCCUGGGAUACCUGGAGGACGAAGUGGUCAUGAGCAGGAGGAUGAUGAAGUACUGGGCGAACAUGGCUAGGACCGGGUGAGAUAGACCUCAUAUAGAUAUUAUAUAGACAUGGCUAGGACCGGGUGAGAUAGACCUCAUAUAGAUAUUAUAUAGACACGGCUAGGACCGGGUGAGAUAGACCUCAUAUAGAUAUUAUAUAGACAUGGCUAGGACCGGGUGAGAUAGACCUCAUAUAGAUAUUAUAUAGACAUGGCUAGGACCGGGUGAGAUAGACCUCAUAUAGAUAUUAUAUAGACAUGGCUGGGACCAGGUGAGAUAGACCUCAUAUAGAUAUUAUAUAGACAUGGCUGGGACCAGGUGAGACAUCAUAUACAGUACCAGUCAAAAGUUUGGACACACCUACUCAUUCCAGGGUUUUUCUUUAUUUUUACUAUUUUCUACAUUGUAGAAUAAUAGUGAAUACAUCAAAACUAUGAAAUAACACAUAUAGAAUCAUGUAGUAACCAAAAAGUGUUAAAUAAAUCAAAAUAUAUGUUAUAUUUGAGAUUCUUCAAAUAGCCACCCUUUGCAUUGAUGACAGCUUUGCAGAGUCAUUAUCUCAACCAGCUUCACCUGGAAAGCUUUUCCAACAGUCUUGAAGGAGUUCCUACAUAUGCUUCUUAAGGUAGUCACCUGGAAUGCAUUUCAAUUAACAGAUGUACAUUCUUUAAAGUUAAUUUGUGGAAUUUAUUUCCUUAAUGCGUUUGAGCCAAUCAGUUGUGUUGUGACAAGGUGUGUGGGGGGGGGGGGGGGGGGGGGGGGGGAUACAGAAGUAAUCCCUAUUUGGUAAAAGAUCAAGAACAGCUCAAAUAAGCAAAGGGAAACGACAGUCCAUCAUUACUUUAAGACAUGAAGGUCAGUCAAUACGCAGUCGCAAAAAACAUCAAGCGCUAUGAUGAAACUGGCGGUCAUAAGGUCCGCCACAGGAAUGGAAGACCCAGAGUUACCUUUGCUGCAGGGGAUAAGUUCAUUAGAGUUACCAGCCUCAGAAAUUGCAGCCCAAAUAAAUGCUUCACAGAGUUCAAGUAACAGACACAUCUCAACAUGUGUUCAGACGGGACUGUGUGAAUCAGGCCUUCAUGGUCAAAUUGCUGCAAAGAAACCACUACUAAAGGACACCAAUAAUAAGAAGAGACCUGGUUGGGGCAAGAAACACGAGCAAUGGACAUUAGACCGGUGGAAAUAUGUCCUUUGGUCUGGAGUCCAAAUUGGAGAUUUUGGGUUCUAACUGCUGUGUCUUUGUGAGACGCGGUGUAGGUGAACGGAUGAUCUCUGCAUGUGUAUUGCCCACACGUAAAGCAUGGAGGAGGAGGUGUGAUGGUGUGUGGGUGCAUUGCCUGUGACACUGUCUGUGAUUUAUAUAGAAUUCAAGGCACACUUAGCCAGCAUGACUACCACAGCAUUCUACAGCGAUACGCCAUCCCAUCUGGUUUGGGCUUAGUGGGACUAUCAUUUGUUUUUCAAGAGGACAAUGAUCCAACACACCUCCAGGCUGUGUAAGGGCUAUUUUACUAAGAAUGAGAGUGAUGGAGUGCUGCAUCCAAUUGAGAUGGUUUGACAUGAGUCGGACCGCAGAGUGAAGGAAAAGCAACCAACAAGUGCUCAGCAUAUGUGGGAACUCCAUCAAGACUGUUGGAAAAUCAUUCCAGGUGAAGCUGGUUGUGAGAAUGCCAAGAGUGUGCAAAACUGUCAUCAAGGCAAAGGGUGGCUAUUUGAAGAAUCUCAAAUAUAGAAUAUUCUUUGAUUUGUUUAACACUUUUUUGUUUACCAUAUGAGUCCAUAUGUGUUAUUUCAUAGUUUUGAUGUCUUCACCAUUAUUCUACAAUGUACAAUUACAUUUUAGUCAUUUAGCAGACGCUCUUAUCCAGAGCGACUUACAGGAGCAAUUAGGGUUAAGUGCCUUGCUCAAGGGCUUAACAACAGAUUUUUCACCUAGUCGGCUCGGGGAUUAGAACCAACAACCUUUCGGUUAGUGGCACAACGGUCUUAACCGCUAAGCUACCUGCCGCCCCCAUGUAGAAAAUAGUCAAGGUAAAGAAAAACCUUUGAAUGAGUAGGUGUGUCCAAACUUUUGACUGGUAUUGUAGAUAUUAUAUAGACAUGGCUGAGACCAGGUGAGACCUCGUAUAGAUAUUAUAUAGACAUGUCUGAGACCAGGUGAGACGUCAUAAAGAUAUGAUGCAUAUCAGAUCAUAUAUUUAUUUUUUAUUUUUUUAUUUAACAUGUUAUUUUAACAGGGAAGACAUUGAGACCUACAGUAUGUCUCUUUUACAAAUAUGCCCUUUAUAUACAACAUAUAUAUACAGUGGGGAAAAAAAGUAUUUAGUCAGCCACCAAUUGUGCAAGUUCUCCCACUUAAAAAGAUGAGAGAGGCCUGUAAUUUUCAUCAUAGGUACACGUCAACUAUGACAGACAAAUUGAGAAAUAAAAAUCCAGAAAAUCACAUUGUAGGAUUUUUUAUGAAUUUAUUUGCAAAUUAUGGUGGAAAAUAAGUAUUUGGUCACCUACAAACAAGCAAGAUUUCUGGCUCUCACAGACCUGUAACUUCUUCUUUAAGAGGCUCCUCUGUCCUCCACUCGUUACCUGUAUUAAUGGCACCUGUUUGAACUUGUUAUCAGUAUAAAAAACACCUGUCCACAACCUCAAACAGUCACACUCCAAACUCCACUAUGGCCAAGACCAAAGAGCUGUCAAAGGACACCAGAAACAAAAUUGUAGACCUGCACCAGGCUGGGAAGACUGAAUCUGCAAUAGGUAAGCAGCUUGGUUUGAAGAAAUCAACUGUGGGAGCAAUUAUUAGGAAAUGGAAGACAUACAAGACCACUGAUAAUCUCCCUCGAUCUGGGGCUCCACGCAAGAUCUCAUCCCGUGGGGUCAAAAUGAUCACAAGAACGGUGAGCAAAAAUCCCAGAACCACACGGGGGGACCUAGUGAAUGAACUGCAGAGAGCUGGGACCAAAGUAACAAAGCCUACCAUCAGUAACACACUACGCCGCCAGGGACUCAAAUCCUGCAGUGCAAGAAAUGUCCCCCUGCUUAAGCCAGUACAUGUCCAGGCCCGUCUGAAGUUUGCUAGAGUGCAUUUGGAUGAUCCAGAAGAGGAUUGGGAGAAUGUCAUAUGGUCAGAUGAAACCAAAAUAUAACUUUUUGGUAAAAACUCAACUCGUCGUGUUUGGAGGACAAAUAAUGCUGAGUUGCAUCCAAAGAACACCAUACCUACUGUGAAGCAUGGGGGUGGAAACAUCAUGCUUUGGGGCUGUUUUUCUGCAAAGGGACCAGGACGACUGAUCUGUGUAAAGGAAAGAAUGAAUGGGGCCAUGUAUCAUGAGAUUUUGAGUGAAAACCUCCUUCCAUCAGCAAGGGCAUUGAAGAUGAAACGUGGCUGGGUCUUUCAGCAUGACAAUGAUCCCAAACACACCGCCCGGGCAACAAAGGAGUGGCUUCGUAAGAAGCAUUUCAAGGUCCUGGAGUGGCCUAGCCAGUCUCCAGAUCUCAACCCCAUAGAAAAUCUUUGGAGGGAGUUGAAAGUCCGUGUUGCCCAGCGACAGCCCCAAAACAUCACUGCUCUAGAGGAGAUCUGCAUGGAGGAAUGGGCCAAAAUACCAGCAACAGUGUGUGAAAACCUUGUGAAGACUUACAGAAAACGUUUGACCUGUGUCAUUGCCAACAAAGGGUAUAUAACAACGUAUUGAGAAACUUUUGUUAUUGACCAAAUACUUAUUUUCCACCAUAAUUUGCAAAUAAAAUCAUUAAAAAUCCUACAAUGUGAUUUUCUGGAUUUUUUUUCCUCAUUUUGUCUGUCAUAGUUGACGUGUACCUAUGAUGAAAAUUACAGGCCUCUCUCAUCUUUUUAAGUGGGAGAACUUGCACAAUUGGUGGCUGACUAAAUACUUUUUUCCCCCACUGUAUACACAUUAUACUCAACCUAUAUACCUAUAUAUUCUCUGGGAAUUAAAUGUAUUCAGACCCCUUUACUUUUUUCAAAUUUUGUUACAUUACAGCCUUAUUCUAAAAUUGAUUAAAUAGUUUUUUCCUCAUCAAACUACACACAAUACCCCAUAAUGACAAAGCAAAAACAGGUUUUUAGAAAUUGUUGCACUUUUUUUAUUUUAUUUUUUUACAGAAAUAUCACAUUAACUAAGUAUUCAGACCCUUUACUGAGGACUUUGUUGAAGCACCUUUGGCAGCAAUGACAACCUCAAGUCUUCUUGGGUAUGACGCUACAAGCUUGGCAUACCUGUAUUUGUGGAGUUUCUCCCAUUCUUCUCUGCAGAUCCUCUCAAGCUCUGUCAGGUUGGAUGGGGAGCGUUGCUGCACAGCUAUUUUCAGGUCUCUCCAGAGAUGUUCGAUUGGGUCCGGGCUCCGGCUGGGCCACUCAAGGACAUUUAGAGACUUGUUCCGAAGCCACUCCUGCAUUGUCUUGGCUGUGUGCUUAGGGUUGUUGUCCUGUUGAAAGGUGAACCUUCGCCCCAGUCUGAGGUCCUUGUCACGUUCGUUGAAGGACGGGUCAGACCAAGGCACAGCGUGAAAUGCAUACAUGUUUAUUAUAUAAACUAAACACACGAACAAAACAACGUAACGUGAAAUCCUCAGGCUAAACACAAUACAAGCCUAUACACAGAACAAGAUCCCACAACUAAUGAUUGCCAACAGGCUACUUAAGUAUGAUCCCCAAUCAGAGACAACGAGCGACAGCUGCCUCUGAUUGGGAAUCACACCCGGCCAAACAUAGAAACACAAAACCUAGAAUGUAAACAGAAAUAAUAACAUAGAUCUCCACACCCUGACUCAACAUACAAGAGUCCCAUGAGUCAGGGCAUGACAGUCCUGAGCAGUCUGGAGCAGGUUUUCAUCAAGGAUUUCUCUGUACUUUCUCCGUUCAUCUUUGCCUCAAUCCUGACUAGUCUCCCAGUCCCUGCCGCUGAAAAACAUCCCCACAGCAUGAUGCUGCCACCACCAUGCUUCACCAUAGGGAUUGUGCCAGGUUUCCUCCAGACAUGACGCUUGGCAUUAAGGCCAAAGAGUUCAAUCUUGGUUUCAUCAGACCAGAGAAUCUUGUUUCUCAUGGUCUGAGAGUCUUUAGGUGCCUUUUGGCAAACUCCAAGCGUACUGUCAUGUGCCUUUUUCUGAGGAGUGGCUUCCGUCUGGCCACUCUACCAUAAAGGCCUGAUUGGUGGAGUGCUGCAGAGAUUUCUAAGUCAGUGUAAAGUUACUCUCACGGUUUUACUGACAUGAUUGGUUGAUUGUUGUGUUUUCCCUGGCAGGAACCCAAGCAUAGAGGAAGGGGAUUGGCCACUUUUCACCCUGGACCAACAGGAAUACAUCACCCUAAACUCUUCCCCUCCACACACUCAAAAGAGGCUUGCAGCUCAUCAAUGUCAGUUCUGGAACAACUUCCUCCCCAAACUGCAGGACGUCACUGGUGAGAACACACACAGGCACACACAUACGCAAGUGUGAUGGCCGUGUCAGGCCGCACAUCAAAAAUAUAAUUGCUUCUUAUGCACAUUAAUCUUGCACAUAGUGGGCAGAGAUUGGGUGAUGCUGCAUCAGGGCCCUCCAGGGGCCUCUGAUGCCUAAACUAGUCUGUGGAAGUGCACCAUGGCUGGGUUGGCCAAGGCUCCAGCUCCCUCUCCUCUCCAGAGUGCUGGAGGUCUGAGUGGGAGUCGGGUAAGUCUCCACUUCACAGAGCUCCAACUGUAGAGGGUGAAUAACACUCACUCCCCUGCACUUAAUUCAUUACACACACACGCAUCGGGCUCAUUAUACAAACAGCAUCUGUGGCCUCCCCGGUUUGAAGAUCAUGAUGUGGCUGUGCGUGCGUAUGAGGUGUAACCCAAGGGAAUCUUCAGGUCAAGAUAAUUUUGUUGUUAAUCUACUUAGUCAAAGAUAACUCACCGGAAAUUAUUUAUUUAGGAAGUAUUUUAGAUCCACUUGCCUUAUUUCAUUGUUUAGGCUUUUUGAAAGGUUGCUAGGUGAUCUGUGUACUUCUAAAUGUGUGUUUUUUUGGUUAGUUCUCUUGGCACAAUAUAAAAGAGCACUUACGUUUAGUUGGUUUGGUUUUCUUUAAUCCUGAGAGAGAAAAGAUGGUAGCUUAACAGUGUUUUCAAGCUGUGUGUGUAUGUGGUUUGUCUCUGCAUGCAAAUUGCACAGCACAAAGCUGACAAACACACAAACACACAUUACGAUACAGAGAUAUGUAUAUCCCUUCUACAAGGUUGAGGUCAAUUGUGUUUGGAACAUUUAACUGGGAUGGAACUCGUGUGUGUGUGUGUUUGAUUGGCGCGGGACAUUGGAGUCCCCGGCCUUUGUGAUUUGGGGAAGUGUGAUUGAUUUUGACGCUGAUAUGGAAUCAAUCAAUGGAGUCUAAUUCCUGUGCACGGACGUCCGCUGGGUUCUGUGCUUCGUUGCACAAAAUGGCAAAAAAAAUGUUUUCUCUGUCUUAAUUUGUUGCACACACACACUUCCUGAAGUUCAGAGGUGGUUGAUGCCAACAAAUGUCAUUGCCAUUGUCAUUUACAGUGUUAUUUGCGGUUCGCUUUAACCCAAGUCUAUUAGUUGGGGAGGUUGGCUUUGCCCUUGUCACGACUUCCGCCGAGGCUGCCUCCCCUCCUUGUUCGGGCAGGCUUCGGCGUUCGUCGUCACCGGCUUACUAACCACUGCCGCCCCAAUUAUCAUCAUCACAUUUGUCUUGUCUUGUCAAUCACACACACCUGGUUCUAAUCCCCUCAUUAGUCUGUGUAUAUGUGUUCCCUCUUUUCCCUUGUCCUUUUGGGUGAUUGUUUGUAUGUGAGAGUAGUGUAGCUCGGUGGAGCUACUCGUAUCAUUUUGCUUUAACCUUAAGUCUAUUAGUUGGGGAGGUUGGCUUUGCCCUAAGUUUAUUAGUUGGGGAUGUGUGUUGCAUUCAAAAGAUAAGCAAAGCAUAAUCAAAGACGAAAAGAGUGAGCAAUGUGAACAAAGAACUUAGGAAAUUAUCACACAUUGGGAAAAGCAAGAAGCAAAGGUCUUUGCAAAGGGCAAAGGCAAAAACAGAGUUUUGGCAUUAAUACGUGUUUUAUUGGAAUAAUGUGUAUGGAGUCGAUGCCUAAUUAUUAACUUUCCUCCUGAGCUGUCCCUUUACUAACUCAUGGACAACUAGAAAAAGCUCAAACCAAGUUUAUUCACCCACUGGGUCAUACAGCUGCAAAGACAUGUUUACACAAGCACAUAUAUUUAUACCCUCCUACCAGGCGAAGUCAACUCCUUACACAUCUAGACAGUCAAUACAUCUCUGUUGCUAGGCAGGAACUUAAUUGGUUCCUCUCACUGGUGUAGUCAUGGCCCUGCCUCAUGCUAGAACCGUUGUAGGCGUGGAAGUAUAUAUGUGUGGGAUAGUACUGUUCCUUCUCACUUCAUCUGACCUCAGACCAAAUUUCUCGCUCCUCCCUAAUCCGCGUCUGUCCUACCUUGUCAGUGACUGAAACAAGACUGUUGCCCUUUGCCGCCAUCCUUAUGAGCCAUGAGAUUUAACAAGAACAUGUUUUGACAGAAUGUAAACUUUCUGUACUUCCCCUGGUCUCACUCAGUAACUUUCCAUACACCUAGUUCUUAUCCACCCUCCAUUGACCCCAACAUAUACAUUCCUUAUAUAUGUAAAGCAGUCAAUAAGUUCUAGUGUGGUAACAUGAAUAAGUAUAUUUCAUGUUAGAACCCUAACAGUCCCUCCUUUUUUAAUAGUAAUUCCAUGCUGUUCAACAUUAUAUAAACUUAGAAAUUACUUAUAAAUGAACAAAAAGGAAACAUUAUUAAUGUUCUCAGUUGAUUUGUAUGUUUAUACCUCCGAGACAUAUGACCUCUGACUUCUAAUCACACUAUUGCACACUCUUAUCCCCCCUCUCGUUUUCAGCUGGAGCUUUUGACUUUCUCAGACAAGCCCUCCCCCUUCCUGAGUCUAGGAUGUACAAUGAAUCUCUGUGGCUAAGUAGGUGGUGUUAUCGCCCGAGUCCAGAACCUCUGGUACUCCACCACUCAUCUCCCGGUCUUCUUAUCAGUAGGGAGUAUACAUUCUUGCACCUUGCCUCAGUCUAUUGUUAAUUAUCCGGACUCAUACACAAAGAGCUAUUUGAGAAUAAGCGACCCAUUCAUACUCAAGUGACUAUCAUGAUGCAAAAUAUAGAGAGAAUAUAAUGAUAUAAAACAGUGAAGCUAUAAGACAGUGUUAUAGGGCAAUAGUUCUCAAUCUAUAGUAUUAGCUCUAUCAUAUGCCUCCUAUUUCACCCUUAUGGAAACAUUCGGCCUCAAAUACAUUUGCACAUAAAUCAUUCCAUCUAACCCAUAACUCGUUAAUCACUACUGCUUGGCCACUUAUAUAGUUAUAAACAUACUAAAACAUGCUCAAAUCAAUUAGUCAGUUUUCAACAUUCCCUCAUCUGGAACAAUGAUCACUCACAUGUUCCACGCCACCUAGACCCAACUUUAGAAUGACAGUCCCUAAUGCUUCACGUUGAGUCGUUUUACUCGAAUUUAAGACCCUCAACUUAGCACACCCUGGCAGAAUGUACAUUUACAGACAGGGGGAAAAUAUCUAUACAGUAUGUAGUACUUAUAUUACCAGCAUUAACUUUUCUCAUCACGGCCACCGUUUGUCCCUGUCGUUCACUGUCGCUAGUGGCAUGUUAAUGACAGAUCAGUAUCUCAAUGCAUUUUAAAAUUACUAUAACAUUCCCAGUGUGCAGUCCCCCACAAUCAACCAGAUACCCCAAAUAAACAGUUUAGGGCAACCCUAAAUCAAUUACGGGCACGGUUGACCACCCCUCUCCUUCCCGGCACUCAUUCUUUUUCUGCCAUCUCUUCAUGUUCUUCUUCAGAUAGCUUUACAGUUCAUCCUCACAGUGGCACACAUGUAACUCAUGCCUGUCGAAGUGGAUGGCCCUUGAUAAUGUCCCGAUUUCAAUAUCUGGGGAACAAUCUGAUUUUCACAAGCAAAUAAAUCUCUCACCUGAGCCACCACCACCAUUAUUUACGGUCCAUUCUGUCUUGUCCAUUUUCCGACCAGUGCACCAGCAGCAUGAGAGGAGUUUUGGACGUGAUCUUUCUCCAUGCUCACUCCACGUGGACGGUCUCAGAACUCAUGCCGCACUCCUGAGAGAAAGGGCAGGUGAUAGCUUCGACUGGAUGCUGUAUACUGGUUGCUGGCUCUGACUCAGGUAUCAGGUAGAUGUGGUGAAGGACAGGGCCGUAGUGAACGCCAUUGUCACUAUUAUUUCAGCCGGUUAGAGGGGGUGAGACUCACACUGUUCUCGGUCGAAUUACCCCUUCCAUUCAUCUAGAUACCAUCUGGGGUCACUAUCGCCAUAACCUCUAGAGAGGACAGACCAGAACAACAGUUUAAGGCAUUUCUGAUUCAGGAAAUCCAGACCAACUAUUCAUCGUAUGACUAGUUAUUACAUUCCCAAUUUUCUUAAUACAACAUUUCUAAGACAAAUGUCAAAAAGAAUAACAACACUGUUGAAACCAUUUUGCAAAUUGGCUAAUACUCCCCUAUCAUAUUGGUGACCUCAUCGCAUAGUUACAGGGUCAGGGAUUUAGUUAGUUAGCUAACCCUUAGGGAGAAAUCCCGACCAUACAUCAGACCCAAUCUGGUGAGAUUUGAUUUGAAAACAAAACAACCAAAGCAACAACAGCUAUUCACUUCUUCAUAUUAUACUUAAAUCUCACACAAUGUAUCUAGCCUCUGAGGGUGAUAAGGCCUCACCAGAAAGUCAGAACAGAGGUCAUUCAACACAGUUGAGUAUUUCCUUUCCCUUUUCUUUCCCUGUACUUCAGACUACUUAUUUAAAGACAUUUCAAACAUUUCAAACAUUCUCAGGACCUGGUUUACAUUGGGGUUUUUUCAGUACAUUUCUUAUCAGGAGAACUUGCAUGGGUGCAACCAAAAUUCGGACAAUAGAUACUUUCAUGUCUGUGCUCUUUAAGAUGCAUCCUUUCUAACCUAUGAAGAACCUACUAAAAAAUAAAAAGACCCCACACAAUAAAUCAGACACGGUAUUAACACCACUAACAAAUAUUCAUAACAGGUGGGUUGUGUGUGUGUGUGCUGGUGUGUGUGGUAAAACGUAGGGUAAAAACAAACAAAUGGCCAGGCCUUACUUAAUUGGGAGCUCCCUUUACGGCCGGAUCCGGGUACCUUUAUACUUUAUAAACUGCAGAAUUUCACUAACUGCCCUCCCAAGACAACAGCCUGGGGAAACAUUUCAAAGGGAGAGAUAGGGACACCCCAUCCUCUCCUAGAGGAGAAAAUGUACAUUUCAUUCGUUUUCACUAUGCUAAAUCUUAAUCAGCAACACAAACAUUUUAAUUCCAGACAAAACAAAACAUGAUAACUUCUGUUCACAUGGAGUCCACUGUCCUCCCUCCACUAUUAAUCGUUUGUCUUUUAAUCCAUCCCAAACUUUACUGUAUAUACUAUUACCCAUCUCCAUUGGAUAUUCCCUAUUUGCUUCACACUCAUUAAUGUCUACUAUUUUAAAGAUUAAUAUGCACUGAAUCGAGCGAGAUCUACUUUUUUUUGGCCCAUUAAAAUCGAAGCAGUGUUAUGCAAAACCAUUUCUGUCGCCUGUACUGCCCUCAGACACAGAGGCAUUCCUCUCGCCAUCAAGUCUAACGAUUUACUGCAGUACAUUACUGGUCAUCGCUUUUCCCCCAUGAUUUUGCGUAGCUACAAUGGCCUUCAUGUUCAUGAACAAACAUUUUAAAAGGUAAUUUUAGGUUUGGUAACCCCAGUGCUGGCGUUUGACACAAUUGCUUCUUUAGCUCGACAAACGCUUCCUUAAACUCUAUUCUUUCAUCGGGACCCUUCCCCCCUUUUGUCAAUUCUGUAAGUGGCUCAGCAAUUUCAGAAUACGACAGAAUAAAAUGCCUCACAAAAUUGAUAACCCCUAGGGUUUUCCUUAGUGUACGAGGAGUGUUUUGUUGUGCAAGAGUUGUGCCUUUUGAAAUCGAAAACCCCAAAACCUCUUGUUUUGCCAGUUGUGCUUUCUCAUAUGAUGAUUUGUGACCCUGCUCUGUCAAAUAGUUUACUCGCAUGUGAGUUUCUUCGUCUUUUGACGGCAACAACAAAUAAUGUACGUACUGUACCAACAUGGAACCCUUUUUGUGAUUAUUUUAAUGCGGCGUGAUACAAAGUUGGACUAUAUGUAAACCCCAUAGGUGCCCUCACCCACGUGUGCUGCUCCCCCUGACAACAAUACCAAAACCAGUGUUGUGACUCUUCAGCCACCGGCACUGACCAAAAUAUAUUUUUUUAUGUCAAGCAUGCUGUACCAUUCUGAGUCUGAGGGAAUAGAUGCCAAAAGGUCUGCCAAAUCCGCUACCUCGGGUGUAAUUUUCACUGUAUGGUUGUUCAUGCUGUGAAAAUCCACUGUAAUAAGCCAUUUUAGUCCCUUUUUCGCUGGGAAUAAAGGGCUGUUGCACCGAUCUGGUCCUCGUACCACCAUGCCUCGUUCAAGUAAUAUUGGAAGAUCCUCCGUCACCGACUUCUCAGCCUCCGGUUUAAUAGGGUAUCAAUUAAUUGGUUACGACGGCUCUCCCUCCACCACAACAGGCUUGCAACCUUUAAUCAGACCACAAUCUAAUGCGUCUUUUGCCCAUAGUAGAUGAUGAUUGUUCGUACUGCCAAUUUUAAUUUGUUACCUUUUAGAAUCCAACCCCAAAAUCGGUUCCACACCCGUCGCCAUGUAA